UUGCCGAGUCGUGCAGCAUCGAUCUACUGAAUUAACUAAGUGCCUCGGCAUUUUAAAACCACUAUUUGAUACAUUCUUCAAAAUGCGCGUACAGCAGGCCUCGAGUCCUCAGUGUAUCCAUGCACUACUCACCAGUGCCUCUUCUGGCCUGGAGGGCUUCAAAGCACAUGCAGUCUUCCAGGAGAUUGACAAGAAGCUGCAGGAGGAUGGAGAGCAGUUUGUGAAGAAGAUUGGAGGAGUUUUUGCGUUCAAAGUGAAAGACGGGCCAGAAGGGAAAGAGGCCACCUGGAUCGUGGAUGUGAAGAACGGCAAGGGCAGUGUUCAUAAUGACACAGCCAAGAAAGCUGACUGUACCAUUGCCAUGACAGAUGCUGACCUGCUGGCUUUGAUGACAGGGAAAAUGAAUCCUCAGACAGCUUUCUUCCAGGGUAAGCUGAAGAUCACAGGAAACAUGGGCCUGGCCAUGAAGCUCCAGAACCUGCAGUUGCAGCCCGGCAAAGCCAAGCUGUGAGACUGAGGGAGGGGAAGGACCUCUGCCAGCCCCAUCACAGUGUCCGGGAUGGAAUGUCAUGAGGAGACCGAGACUGGAAUGUUCCAUUCGUGUUGGAGCAGGGUGACCACCAGAGCUGUAGAUACUGUAGCUGUAGAUUUUUUCUUUUUUUUUUUCUGGCUCUUUUGUUUUUUAACAAGACCACAC
Molecule: messenger RNA, 697 nt
Organism: Chanos chanos (milkfish)
Lineage: Eukaryota; Metazoa; Chordata; Actinopteri; Gonorynchiformes; Chanidae
Gene: scp2b
Product: sterol carrier protein 2b
Exons: 5
Coding region: 83-511 (142 amino acids)
Cellular component (GO): cytosol
Source: RefSeq, a predicted model, not a curated record